Molecule: messenger RNA, 854 nt
Organism: Ectocarpus sp. CCAP 1310/34
Lineage: Eukaryota; Phaeophyceae; Ectocarpales; Ectocarpaceae
Source: the annotation of a GenBank genome assembly
CCUCGCCCGCCGGCACGAGCAAGGCACACAAACAAUGCCGAUGUGCUGAGGAAAAUGAAGGCUGUGGCGGCAAUAGUGCUGGUGCUGACUGUAGUUACAACGACGGUCGUUCAGAGCUUUGCCCCCAAGGCACGGCUACCUAUCCAUGAGCCGCGGCGCUUGGACUAGGAAGAGCAUGUGAGAGACAUCAAGCGCAGGGGGGGUGUUCAGGCGCAUGUACCGGAUGGAGGAGCACAGCUUACAAACUUGCGGAGCUGCUGCGACCAAUCCUGGAGAGCAACGACUUCUAUGCAAGGAAGCGCACGCGCAGCGGAGCUGUGCCGGUAAAAAUUCGUUUGGCGGUGGCGUUGCGCAUGCUGGCAGGAGCAUCAUACCUAGAUGUCGCGGUGCUGUUCGGCAUUGCGAAGGAGACUGUAUUCCACGUCUUGUGGGAAGUGGUGGACGCGAUCAACAACACGCCGGAGGUCGGGGCGUUCUUUUUCCCUCAGACAAGGGAUGAUUGCGCCCGGCAAGCGAAGGAGUGGGAGGCCAAGAGCACCGGCGGCGUAUUCUCCGGUUGUGUUGCUGCUGGAGAUGGCCUGUUCGUCAAGACCAUCGCCCCGUCUCCGGUGGAUACCCCGAACGUGCUCUCCUACUUUUCCGGGAACAAGAGUGGGUACGGGUUGAACAUCCAGGCGACCUGUGACGCCAACUACCGCUUCUGCAGCAUGUCGGCCAUUUCGGCCGGUGCGACGAAUGACUGGACAGCAUGGAAUCGUUCUUCGCUGUCAGACUCGGUGGCGCGCCUACCGCCUGGGUACUACGUGCUAGGCGACGCGGCGUACCCUCUCAGCGAUCAUCUCCUCACGCCGUAC